AUGAGGUGGACGAGAGCACAGAGCUUGAGAAGGAGUCCAAGAAUGAUGGAAGCGGGAUUUCAGUCAAAGUUUACUAAUACGGCUAACAAUGCUAUCGAUCUUGAAGAAGAAGAAGUCUUGUACAUUGAAUCAGGGUCAUCAAGCGUCUGUGUAGUUGAAGGAAAGAAAUCUAUGAGGAGUGCAGGGAAGAAAGGGGUACCUGGUGGGGGACAAAAACUAGAAUUACCCAAAAAGACAAGCAAUGGAAAAGCAUAUAAGAAUGACUCAAGUGAUGAUGAUUUUGUUGAGAAGAAAAAUAAGGUGGAUUCUGGAAAGAAUGAAAAGAAAAUGAAAAGGAAAAGGGUUGACAAGAGUGUUAAUGAUAAAAAGGUUAAGAUGGCGUAUGCAGACAUAGUGAUAUGUGAAGAUGUAAAUUUGCAUAGGCAUAGGCCCUUCAUCACAGAAUUUGAUUCAGAGCACCUAAGAGUGUUAGAAGAAUAUGAAGUAAGCAGGGGUGUAUUUGGAAAUCUAAGUUUAAGGGAAAAUGUGGAUGGUAUGUUUUAUGAUGCGAUGAUGAAUCAAGAUCAUUCAAAAGAUAGAUCAGUUGAGGAGAGUUGUGGGAUUAUUGAGAUGAUUAAGAAGGUUGUUGACAUCUUUAAUGGGACAACACUAAAAGCCUUAAUUGUUGAUGGGUAUGAUGAUAGAAUGGAAGUUGAUGGUACGAGUGUGAAUGCAAAAGAAGGAGGAAAAACAGUUGAGGAUAUGAACCAAAUGAUUAUUAAUUUGACAAAUAAGAUGGGGGAGGAUUUACUUAGUGGACGAAAAGUUUAUUCUGUAUCGAAUGUGGAUGCUUCAGAUCAGGGAAUGGAAGGAAUGUCCCCGACAAUUGUGAAGCCAACUGGUAUGUGCAAUGAUAAGGUUCUGUUUGAGCAUCAUGGUGGUUCACAUCAACAGAAUAUAGGAAUGGAAGUAGUAAUGUACAAUGGGAAUUCUACUUUUGAUUCUCCUUGUAUAUUAACACCUGGUUGGAUAAAGCAAGCUGAUGAAAUAGAAAGGAACAGCUCUAAAAAGAGUAGUAUGUUUAAUAAUGAUUGUCCAUCGUUUGAAGCUAGACUUAAUGAAUGUGCAGAUGAGAUGAAUACUUCGAAAGGGAAUGAAGGUAAAGAUGAUGCAAUUGUUGAACAGGAAUGUCCUAAAAGAACAAAGAGAAAUGUUGAAGCUGUAGUAGGGAUUAAAAUGAGAGAAAAAAGAGAAAUGAAGCAUGGACCUACAUUGAAGUCACCUUUUGUACAAAUAGUUGUGGACUUGAAAGAUUCAGUUGAGCAAAAAGAAAUACUGGUUGCACAAGCUAUUGCUGGAUUAGGAAUGGAUAAAAGGGAGCUCGUAUGGGAAUCAAAAGAAGGGUUUGGAAUGCAUCUAGAAUAUGCCAGAACUAUUGCAGCAAAAGUGAAUAUUCAUUCAAAUGUAAUAGACUGUUGGAGUGUUCUACUAAACAAAUUGGAAGAGAUUGAGUCGGUCUAUGGGAACAUACCCCGUGUGCUGCAAAAAAUUUUCUGCCGUUUUCUAAAUGAUGUCUGUAAGAAGAAGGUGAAGACCCUGAUGACAAGGAAUGUGGUGGUGUUGAAAAUGAAGUGUAAAGCAUACAACCGUUCAGAUGAUGGUGGAAUCUACCUUAUGCGACAUAUGGAGAGUUUUAUGGGGGAUCAAACAUCAAAGUGGGAUGGUGGGCUAGCUGUGGAUUUAAAAAUACAAGAUAUGUAUUUACAGAAGUUAAGGUACAAGUAUUUGGUGAGGUUGCUUUUGUCUGAUCAUAAUAUUUUGAAGUGUGAUUUUGAAAAGGAGUAUGCAAAGUUUGUUAAGAUGGAUAAGGCGACAAGGAAGAGAAUAGUUCAAGAGAAUCUAAAAGUAGUCUUUGAUGAAACAAUUGGUUAA
Messenger RNA from Lactuca virosa, 1911 nucleotides. Lineage: Eukaryota; Viridiplantae; Streptophyta; Magnoliopsida; Asterales; Asteraceae. The record is from the annotation of a GenBank genome assembly.